Molecule: messenger RNA, 690 nt
Organism: Mycena citricolor
Lineage: Eukaryota; Fungi; Basidiomycota; Agaricomycetes; Agaricales; Mycenaceae
Source: the annotation of a GenBank genome assembly
CGCUCGUGAUCGUGACCGGGCUCGUGGGGGCACCGCGACCGCGGUGCAGCUGUUUCUCCACCCAUCGUACUCGGGUAGAUCGACGUUGAUCAGAUACGUUACGCGUGAGUUCUGUCGCUGCUUCUGCUGCGGGGCGGCCGCAGUGUGUCUGUCGGGGAUGGUGGCCGCGGAUGCUAUCAUCACUGCGAAACUCGUUGUCAAGUUCCGCGCGAUGAACUACAAGACGAGCUUCAAGGACACGCGCAAUGUGAUCAGGCGGCUGACCAUGGCGUCCUUUCGCAAUGGGGUUGACCGUCAUCGCGGUGGUCAUCUUCCGCGUCCAACCGGAGACCGACAGUGCCUAGACUGUUUCAAAUUCCGACUGAACCGCGCGCCUCUGAUUGAUUAUAAACAGUUGCGACGAUGAUCGAGAUGACCGUCGGCCGCAUUUAACCGCUCUCGAUGUUCUCCAACCUGAACAACCGCGCGUCGCUGCUCAGCGACACCAGCCUACACUGCAACAGGACCUCCGACUCCAACAACGGCAUCAACAACAACUACACGGGCGGGGUCCCGACGGUACUGAGCAUCCUGGGGGAUGUGGAGACGCAUUAUAAACGCGACGCUAUCGCGAUGGAAACGCGCGGCAAGGAGGGCGGCAACCUAGAGAGCAACGAGGACGGGCUCGUCAUCGAGUAUAAGCUCCAGGAG